AUGGGGGGUAAGAACAGGGUAGGUAUUUUAGUUGAUAGGGAUCUCAGGAAGCUCGUGGUCGAGGUUAGGAGGGUAAACGAUAGGUUGAUGAGUAUUAAGCUUGUAGUUGGUGGGUGUACUGUAAACGUGAUUAGUGCAUACACUCCCCAGGUAGGUUUGGACCAAGAGGUCAAGAAGCAAUUUUGGGAGGCUUUCGACGAGGUGGUGUGUAGUAUCCCGCACACUGAGAAGUUGUUCGUUGGCGGAGAUUUUAAUGGCCAUAUUAGGGUUAGUGCUAGGGGUUAUGAUGAUGUGCACGGUGGGUUCGAUUUUGGGGAUAGGAAUGAGGGAGUUGCUAGAGAGGUCUUAGGGGUCAGGAAGGGCUUUUGUGGGGGCCAUAAAGGGGACUGGUGGUGGAAUGGAGAGGUCCAAGGUAAAGUGGAAACCAAGAAAGCUAGUUAUUUGAAAAAGACAAAGAAAGAGGCAAAGUUAGAAGUUACGACGGUUAAAAACGCGACAUUUGCUCAUUUGUACGAGGAGCUCGGGGAUAAGAAGUUGUACCAGUUGGCCAAGGUGAGGGAGAGGAAGGCCCGUGACUUAGACCAAGUCAAGUGCAUUAAUGAAGAGGAUGGAAAAGUAUUGAUGGACGAGGCACUUAUUAGAAGAAGAUGGCAGACAUACAUCCAUAAACUAUUGAACGAGGAGGGGGAUAGAAGCAUUAUGCUGGGUAAGUUGGGGCACUCUGAGAGUUUGCAGGAUUUUGGGUACCGUAGGCGGAUUAAGAUAGAGGAGGUGGAAGGGGCGAUGCAAAAGAUGUGCAGGGGCAGAGCGGCAGCGCCAGACAAAAUCCCGGUAUUUUGGAAGAUCGCGGGCCGAGCAGGCUUAGAGUGGCUCACUGGGUUGUUUAAUAUUAUUUUGAGGAUGAAGAAGAUUCCCGAAGAAUGGAGGUGGAGUUUGGGAGAGGGUGGUGGAGGCCAUGGUAAGGAGGUGCGUGUCUAUUUCCGAGAAUCAGUUGGAUUCAUGCAGGGGCGUUCGACUACGGAAGCGAUUCAUCUUGUAAGAAGAUUAGUGGAGCAGUACAGGGAGAGGAAGAAGGACUUGCAUAUGGUGUUUAUUAACCUUGAGAAAGCGUACGAUAAAGUCCCGAGGGAUGUCCUGUGGAGGUGUUUGGAGGCUAGCGGCGUUCCGGUAGCGUACAUUAGGGUGAUUAUAGAUAUGUAUGAUGGUGCUAAGACUCAGGUGAGGACUGUGGAUGGUGACUCGGAGCAUUUCCUUGUUGUGAUGGGGCUGCACUAG
This is a messenger RNA of Nicotiana attenuata, 1275 nucleotides long. RefSeq lists its product as uncharacterized. The record is from RefSeq and is a predicted model, not a curated record. The transcript is spliced from 4 exons. Lineage: Eukaryota; Viridiplantae; Streptophyta; Magnoliopsida; Solanales; Solanaceae. Bases 1 to 1275 code for a protein of 424 amino acids.